Molecule: messenger RNA, 4215 nt
Organism: Schistocerca piceifrons (Central American locust)
Lineage: Eukaryota; Metazoa; Arthropoda; Insecta; Orthoptera; Acrididae
Product: piggyBac transposable element-derived protein 3-like
Exons: 2
Coding region: 2700-4064 (454 amino acids)
Source: RefSeq, a predicted model, not a curated record
GAAAUGCCCAUAAUAACAUGUAGAUUGAAGUGCAAUUAGAUAUUAAAUAGAGCAUGUGUUUUAAAAAUUGUAUAGUCUGUAUUAAAGUAGCAUCUGUGGCUCUAAGGGCAGACCCCUCAGUUGCCACAUAAUAAUUUAUUUUAGUGUUAUCACUUGUAACUACUUACUGUACAUAUCAGGUAUUUCAUUGACACAAUGUGUUGUCUACACACACCAAAUUUACACUUGACAUGGUGGCCAAUGUGGACUGUAAUUGUAAAUGCCUUUACGGUCACUGCCAUUAGCCAUUGCGCCAAGUGUCAACUUGGAUUGCACAGAUAACACCCACAUUUUGGAAAUUAUCUCUGAAUACUUGCUUUUCAGAGACCACAAGAAGAAGUAAAUUUAUAAAGAACCAUUCAGGUCAUGCAACCUCUACUAUGAAUGCUUUCGAGGGAGAUUUGCAUGGAGCAGGAGCAGUAGCUUUACAGAAAACACACACACACACACACACACACACACACACACACACACACACACACACACACACACACACAGAGGUUGCAUGGGGAGAAGAUCUGUGUUAUUGAAAAUGAUUAAAAUAACCCCAGCACCCAGAUUCAAGAUACAAUUAAAAAUAAAGAAAUGGCUCAAAAACCUACCAGCCAAUGUUGCACAAACCUAAACCAACAAAAAGAUUAUUAUCGUGAAGAAUGCCCAGAGGAGACUACCACUCUGGAAAGUGCAGCUGCGCUCAGAAGGUUGAGUGGUGGUGGUAAUGUGGCAGAGGGCCCAAUGGAAAACACUGCUGACUGUGCAUGGGACUCGACCUGCUGCUCUCUGGCAGGCGAUGGAUGGCGGCUGCCGAUGUGGUGCUAAGUCCCAGGGAGGAAAUUUUAAGUGCUGAUAGCCGCAAGUGUGGACUAUAGGUUCCCGUGAGGAACUUAGUGCUGGUGGCAGUUGCAGCAUGGUCCGAAACCUGUGGCUGCUGCUGGCGAUGUGCAGUCGUCUUGCUGUCCAGCAUUGCCUUGGCGUCGUAAUGGUGCUGCUGGACUCUGGCGACAAGAAUGCUUAUGCCUAAAAAUUAAGGCAUAUUUAUAUAGUCCUGAGGCACACAUUUGUUGCACUAAAACCUCACACCUAGUCACAUCACUCACAAGAAGAGAUUCUCUGUGGUGUGAUGACAUCAACCUGUCCCUAUGGUCUUUACAGCUGUGCAGUGCAGUUUUCCACUGAGCACAACUAGUCUCAUCUCACAAUCCUUUACUUGUAUGUUAUUCUGAUUCUAUUGCAGCUGUUGAUCUGUGAGUGCUAAGGCAGUACUUUACAAAUUUGCUCAGUGUUCCCAGUAUGCUCUCGCAAAACAGCUUCUAAACUGCAUCAUAGAUAUGGAAAGUUUAUAGGAAAAUAAAGAGGCAAACUGGUUUUCAUACCACAAAUUCAACUCAUUCAGCUAACUUACCAUUCAGAUUUAAAAGGCAUAAGAUGAGGGCAGUUGGAAUUUUGACAAAUUGUUUUUUCCGCACAGACAACUUGGCGUACCAUGUUUGCAGGUUCGACAAUCGCAAGUGUCUUUCCACCCAAAAAUAUAACAGUUAGAUGCUAUACAAAUGAGGGCAGUUGGAAUUUAGACAAAUUGUGUUUUCCGCACAGAACCACUGUGUGUACCAUGUUUGCAGGUUCGACAAUCCCAAGUGUCUUUGCACCCAAAAGUAAAACAGUUAGAUGCUGUAGAAGUAAGAUUAUUGCACAAUGUUUCCAAUUCAGAAAACAAAAGGAAAAGAAACCAAACAAAGCAAAGACUUUCAUAUCAUCCUGAGACCUGAUGUCCAUUAUAAUGGACAUCGAGUUUCCUGUCCUGCUGUCAAAGAUUCUGCAUUUUCUGUUGUAAUACCUGUGGCACAUUUGAAUGGACUGUAUGCUGUAGCCAUCUGGUGGGAGAAACAGUCACUAUGAUUACUUGGCACCAAGUAGCAGCUUUGUUCACGAUGUGUUACAAUGGCAGGUGAGUUCUCCAUCAUUAUUGUGUAUUUUUCGAAAUUUAUUUUAUGAAAAAAAGGACCUAUUGUAGACAGUAUCUAUAAGUGGUGCUUAUACAACCUUUCUGUGCAAUAAGGUUUGGUAGUACUGUGUAUUUCCAUAAAUAAUCUUUGCAAAACAGUAAUGUCCACUGUAGUGGACGCUGGGACUUGAAGUCACAUUUCUGAGCACUAUUUCGUAGGCAUUAGUGGUGAUUACCUUCGCUAAUUUCCAAUACGUUUCAUGUUGUGACUGCUGCUCAGUGACAUUAUCUGAUACACAACUAUAAUUAUUUUCUGUAAAGAAAGUAGGCACUAUGUUAAAACAAUCAUUUUCUUAAAGGAUACAGAUCAAAGCUAAGUUCAGAAGAAAUUUUAGAACUUCUUUUGAAUGGAGACAUGUCAGAUCUUGAGAUUAGUGAGGAGGAGGAUGGUGAUUUUGAUCUGGCAGAUGAUGCUGUGCAGCAACGCAAUCUUCCUUCCCCAAAUGAACAUAGUAGCAGCAGUACUGAUAAUUCUGAUGAUGCCGAGAGUUCUUCACAGAAUUGCAGGAUGUUUUGGGAGAAAUGCGAAAGGUUUGAGGGACUCCAGGCUACCUUCUCACCCACGGAAGUUGCAGAACAUAAUGAGAAGCAGAUCAUGGACUACUUUCAGCAAUACUUUGACUUGGCCUUUUUUUAGGAUACGUCUGAACUUAACAAUAUGAGAUAUUUACAGCAGACUGGAAGGUCUUUAAAGCUGUCUGCCAAGGAAUUGCAGGUAUUUAUUGGAGCAACAAUACUAAUGCCUUGUUUGAGGUACCCUAGAGUUAGGAUGUACUGGGGUAAAACAACAAGAGUUAUUAGCAUUACUGAAAUCAUGACUCGAGACCGAUUCUUCACCAUUAGAAGUAAUUUGAAGGUGACAGAUGAUAAUGCUGUAACAGAGGAAACUAGAAGGAAAGAUAAGUUGUGGAAAAUAAGGCCACUUUUAGAAUGUGUAAAGAGAGCAUGCCUCAGUUUACCUCGAACUCCUGAAGUGGCAGUGGAUGAACAAAUGAUCCCAUUUACUGGAGCUUGUGCAAUAAAAAAAUUUGUCAGGGGAAAGCCAAAUCCUGAAGGGCUUAAAAAUUUUGUGUUGGCUGCUCCUUCAGGACUAGUCCUUGACUUUGAGAUUUAUCAUGGUAAAGGAACAUUCCCAGAAGCUAUUGGUCAACAAUUAAAACAAGGAAUAGGAGCCUUGGCAGUCCUCAGGCUUUGCCAGAGUCUUCCAGAAGGAACACAGGUGUUCUUUGAUAGAUAUUUUACCUCUGUUCCUUUACUGGAAUCAUUGGCUGAAAAAAACUUGCCUGCCACUGGAACAGUCAUGAAGUCAAGAAUACCCAGAGCAGUCCAUCUGACAGCAGACAAGAUUCUUGCAAAUCAAGGAUGUGGGUCUGUUGACCAGACAGUGAGAAAAGACAAACACAUUUCUAUUGUAAAAUGGUAUGUCCAAAAGCCAGUCAUAACUACAUCGACGAAGGUUGGGAAGAACCCUAUGGAUCAAUGUAAAAGGUGGUCGAAAAAAGAUCGGAGAUACAUUCAGGUUCCCUGUCCAGCAGUAAUCAGCUGCUACAAUAAAAAUACGGGUGGCGUAGACCUGACUGACAGAAUGAUGAGUUUUUACAGGAUCUGCACCAGAACCAGAAAGUGGACUGUAAAAACUAUUUUUCAUUUCAUAGAUCUGGGAAUUGCAAAUAGCUGGAUUCAGUACAGAUGUGACCGAAUUAAGAACGAUGAGCCAAAGAAGAAUAUGCUGCAGUACCUUGAUUUCAAAAUUAGAAUUGCUGAGCAGUUGUUAAGGGGCCAAGAGGAACAACAUUCUGAUGAAGAUGAUGAGGAGUCAACUCCUAAAAGGCGAAGAUUAUUGCCGCCACAAUCACCUUCACCUUCUGUAACCCUUUUGCCAGGAAUGACUGGGUUGAAAAAUAGCACGAGGUGUAAGAACAGUGGCUGCACGAAGAAAACCAAAAUAAAGUGCAAAGGUUGUUCAGUUUUCCUCCGUCUAUCAUCACAGAAAAACUGUUUCUCUGAGUAUCAUCAGAAAUAAAACUGUCAAAAUUUGUCAUUUAUUUUACUUUUUAAAUUUAUAUUUAUUAUUUUAAAUUAAUAAUCAGUGAAUGAUUCAAGUAAUAUCUGCCUAAUAAGACUGUAUUUUGUUCAAUAAACUACCAAUAAAGUACUUUUUUUUACAUUUUCAA